Oreochromis aureus is the source of this 16631-nucleotide messenger RNA. It is a transcript of the gene sspo, whose product is annotated as subcommissural organ spondin. The record is from RefSeq and is a predicted model, not a curated record. The transcript is spliced from 113 exons. Lineage: Eukaryota; Metazoa; Chordata; Actinopteri; Cichliformes; Cichlidae. Gene Ontology annotation, cellular component: extracellular matrix. Bases 1 to 16080 code for a protein of 5359 amino acids. Gene Ontology annotation, molecular function: protein binding.
AUGGAGAAACUACUGCUGAGUCUACUUGGUCUGCAGACAGUAAUGGGGAUGGGACACUGGUGUGAACACAGGACACAAGAAAGAGUGGAACAAGUCCUGUCCCCACGCCUGCAGCUAGAGGUGAGGUGUUCAGAGGUGUAUCAGUACAACACCCAAGGAUGGAGGCUGGAUGUGGACAGGAUGCGAGUCAAACAUGGGGGCGAUGAUGGUAUAGCUCUGUACUACAAACAGCAGGGCUCCGAGGCAUCCUGUUUCAUGUACAAAGCGCCGGAGAUCCAGAGCCAGAUGGUGAACAAGACAGAGAGAGCAUGUUGUGAGGGCUGGGGUGGCCCACGCUGCUCUGAGGCUGUGGGUGUGCGUGGUCAGUGCUACUCUACGUGGAACUGUGUGGAAUUCCCUGGAGUUCAUAAUUCCUCACUUAUGCCCAUGGAGCAGUGUUGCAGCACUCUGUGGGGACUGAGCUGGAGGAAUGCUUCAGACCAGACCUGUUUGUCUUGCACUUACACUUUGCUUCCAGAUUCCCAAACCUCUCCUCUGAGGCGCUUUGGUCUGCCGGGUAGUGCCAGGGUUCCUCAGAGCUCAGCCACCUGCAUGUCCUGGGGUGGAGUCCACUACCGUACCUUUGACAGGAAGCACUUCCACUUCCAGGGCAGCUGUACUUACCUGCUGGCCUCAUCUACUGAUGGCACCUGGGCUGUCUACAUCAGUACAGUUUGUGAUGGGAGAGAAGACUGCAGUAAGGCACUAAGGAUGAUGCUGGGUCUUGACUUGGUUACAGUACAUCACAGGAAUUUAACCCUGAACAAUCUGCACGUUCCAAACGGAGAGCCACUUUUUCAAAAUGGAGUAAGUGUGCAUUGGCUGGGAGACUUUGUGUUUGUGGAGAGUGGCCUGGGGGUCCGAGUAAAGUUUGAUUUGGUGAACACAGUAUACCUGACAGUGACCGCUGAGCACAUGGCAGCCACCAGGGGGUUAUGUGGAAUCUACAACAACAACGCUGACGAUGAUUUCACCACAAUGGGUGGAUCUGUGUCCCAGUAUGCUGCCAGCUUUGGCAACUCAUGGAAAGUUCCAGACCAACACAACAAAGGCUGCAGUGAUGCAGCUGAGCUCGGUCACAGCUGUGACGUGACAGGAGACACUGCGCUGCGUCAGGAGGCAGAGUCAGUGUGCCGCCGACUCUGGGAAAACCCCUUCACUCAUUGCCAUCCUCAGCUGGACCCAGCAGCCUACAUAGACACCUGUCUUUACCUGUUUUGCAGCCUGCCAGCCAAAGAGAGGGAAGGGGCAGUGUGUGACACCCUGGCUAGCUACGCCCGAGAGUGUGCCCAACAACACAUCAUCUUAAUGUGGAGGACACCCACCCUGUGUGGCCGUGUCUGUCCCAGAGGUCAGGUGUUUUCAGACUGCAUAUCCUCCUGUCCUCCCACUUGUACUUCUCCACAGCCCCCUGGGCAUGCUGCAGCCAUGGGCCAGUGCAGGGACGAGUGUGUUGGAGGAUGCGAGUGCCCUCCAGGCCUCUAUUUUCACCAGGGAAGGUGUCUGAAAAGAGACGAUUGUCCUUGCUUUCACCGCAGACACACAUACCAGUCAGGGGACAAAAUACAGCAGAGAUGCAACACCUGUGUGUGUAGCUCGGGUCAGUGGCAGUGUACUGGGGAGAAGUGUGCAGCCGAGUGCGCCCUGAUGGGCGGUUUACAGGUGACCACUUUUGACAAAAAGAGGUACUCACUGCAAAGAAGCGACUGCUCCUUCAUUGCAGUGGAGGACUUUGUUGACAGGAAGGUAGUUGUGAGUGUGCGCUGUGGAGAAUGUACGGCAGGGGGAGGGGAAGGAGGAGGGGGGUGUCUAAAGGAGAUGUCAGUGACAGCUCUCCGGACCACAGUCACCAUCACGGACACCGGUACAGUGACACUGAAUGGCCAGAGGGAAGCGGUGCCCUUGGUAACAGGGGAUCUAGCUGUGCUUAGGCCCUCCUCCUCAUUUCUGCUCAUCCAGACGUUUGGAGCUCAGAUUCUGUGGUACCUAGAUGGACCACUGGCCUUCAUUACCCUGCAGCCUGGCUUUGGAAACAAGGUGCGUGGCCUGUGUGGAACACUGACCUGGAACCAGCGUGACGACUUUACCACCCCAGAAGGAGACGUGGAGAACAGCGUGACAUCCUUUGCGGCAAAAUUCACAACAGAGCACUGCGCCCUGCCUGGAGGAGCUACACCAGAGGCCUGCUCCACGUACACCCAGAGACGACAGUAUGCAGAGACCGUGUGUGCUGUCAUCCACAGCCCCAUCUUUCAGUUGUGUCACGACGUGGUGGAGAGGGAGCCAUAUUUCCGUCUCUGUCUGUCAGAGGUUUGCAGCUGUGUGCCGCAGGGAGCCUGUCACUGCACCGUCCUCACUGCCUAUGCCCGACACUGUGCUCAGGAAGGCGUUGUGGUCCAGUGGCGCAACCACACCUUCUGCGCAAUGCAGUGUUCAGGGGGUCAGGUGUACCAGGAGUGCGGUCGCACUUGUGGGAACUCAUGCUCAGAUUUGAGACACGGCUGGAGCUGUGAUGACAGUCGCAGUCAAAGAUUGUGUGUUCCAGGCUGCCAGUGCCCACCAGGGCUUGUGCAGGACCAGCAGGGUCAGUGUGUUCCCAUCUCUUUGUGCCCAUGCAUGCAAGGAGAAGUGAUGUACUCACCUGGAGCCGUGGUUCAAAAUAACUGCAACACCUGUGUGUGUGAGCAGGGAUUGUUUAACUGCACUCAAGAGCUCUGUGAGGAGGUCAACCAGUGUCCUGGCACUCUGGUCUACUCCCCACGCUCCUGCCUCCUCACCUGCUCGAGCCUGGAUCCUCCUGGCCAACAGCAGGGGUCAAGCGGCAUGCAGUCAAGCUGCAGAGAGCCCCUAUCUGGCUGUGUGUGUCCACAGGGAACCGUCUUACUAGGCGACCGCUGUGUUCUGCCAGAGGAAUGCCCAUGUCACCACAAUGGUCGACUUUAUUACAGCAAUGACACCAUCACUAAGGACUGCAACACAUGCGCGUGUAAUGAGCGUCGCUGGCACUGUGGCCGCUCUGCCUGUGCUGGUGUUUGUGUGGCAACGGGGGACCCACACUAUGUGACGUUCGAUGGUCGCUGCUACUCUUUCCUGGGUGACUGCCAGUACGUGCUGGCCAGGGAGACCAGCGGCUUAUUCAGCGUCACGGCGGAGAACGUGCCGUGCGGAAGCACGGGAGUCACCUGCACAAAAUCAGUCACCCUCAGUCUGGGAAACACGGUCAUACAUCUUCUAAGAGGUAAUGCUGUGACAGUAAAUGGGAUGCCAGUUAGCCUACCAAAGUCUUACAGUGGCAGUGGCCUGACUUUGGAAAAAGUUGGCCUGUUUGUGUCCCUCUCUUCACGCCUUGGAGUCACUUUGCUGUGGGAUGGAGGUAUGCGUGUGUACGUGCGUUUGGCGGCCCAUCUCCGUGGUCGGGUCGGGGGCCUGUGUGGUAACUUUGACGGGGACACAGAGAACGACUUCACAACACGGCAGGGAAUUGUGGAAUCGACAGCCGAGCUGUUUGGAAACUCUUGGAAGGUCAGCCCAUCCUGCCCUGACAUGGCAGACCAGGACCUCCGGGACCCCUGCGCUCUGAACCCCCACAGAGUGACAUGGGCCAGGAAAAAAUGUGCUGUGUUGACUCAGGGACUCUUCUCAAGGUGCCACCCUGAGGUGCCCUUCCAGCAGUAUUAUGACUGGUGUGUCUUUGAUGCUUGUGGCUGUGACUCAGGUGGGGACUGUGAGUGUCUCUGUACAGCCAUCGCUACCUACGCCGAAGAGUGUAACCGGCGAGGGGUCUACAUCCACUGGAGGUCCCAGGAGCUCUGUCCUCUGCAGUGUGACAACGGGCUGGUUUAUGAUCCCUGUGGUCCAGCUUGUUCACGUUCAUGUCCUACCGUUCAGCAAAGUCCACAUUCCAGCUGUGAUGCUCUUUCCUGUGUGGAGGGCUGCUUCUGUCCUGCAGGCACUGUCCGACAUGGCGACAGCUGUGUAGUUCCCAGCCAGUGUCCGUGUGAGUGGGAUGGCUCCUUGUUUCCAGCUGGAGCUGCUAUCACUCAGCACUGCCAGAACUGCUCCUGUGAGGAGGGUGUUUGGAAGUGUGACGGUGUGGCUUGCCCUCCUCCCUCCCCUCCCUGUCUUGAGUCAGAGUUUACCUGUGCUGGGGGACGCUGCAUCCCCUCCCAGUGGGUGUGUGACAAUGAAGAUGACUGUGGUGACGGUUCAGAUGAGAUCUGUCCGUCCACCUACUGUGGUGUAGUUUGUGACGAAGGGGAGUUCCUGUGUGCGGGGGGACGAUGUAUUCUGUACCUGCAUCGAUGCGAUGGCCACGAUGACUGUGGGGACCUCAGUGAUGAGAGAGGGUGUGUGUGCGCACCAGGAGAGUUUCAGUGUCGAGGAGACCAGUGCGUCCCCGCAGACAGAGUGUGUGAUGGAACCAAAGACUGUCCCUCUGGAAUCGAUGAGGCUGUCUGUCCAAGUAAAGUGACCUGUGCUCCGGACCAGUUUGCCUGUGGUGAUGGUACAUGUGUUGCCAUCACUAAGCUGUGUGAUGGAGCCACUGACUGUCCAGGAAGAGAGGAUGAGAACAGAACCAACUGCUUCACCAAUACCACAACACCAUCACUCCUGCCUGUCACACCAAUGUCUGCUUGCAGGUCUUAUGAGUUCAGCUGUGCCACUGUUGGGCAGUGUGUGCCUCAGGCCUGGCGCUGCGAUGGAGAAACAGAUUGUAUGGAUGGCAGUGAUGAGCAGCAGUGUGGCGCCCCGUGUGGCUCCGGCCAGGUGCCUUGUGUCAGUGGGGACCAGUGCGUGGACUACCAGCAGCUCUAUAAAACUGUCUCACCAGCACUUCCUGGCAGCAACACCACUGUCACCUGCUCUGAGUUCACCUGUAUGGAUGGAACCUGUGUGCCUUUUAACGUGUGUAACGGUGUUCCAGACUGCCCAGACUCCUCAUUAGGGUCGCUCGGAGGCCCCACAGACGAGCAGGGCUGUAAAACCUGGAGCUCCUGGGGGCCUUGGAGUCCUUGCAGCACCACCUGUGGGACGGGCUUCAUGAGCCGGGAGAGAUCAUGCCCUCCAGGGGACCCGCUGCACCACUGCCGGGGUCAGGACAUCCAGAGGCAGGAGUGUUUCAAUACCACCUGUCCUGUUGAUGGUCGAUGGCUGCCGUGGGGGAGCUGGUCAAACUGUUCCAGUGGUUGUGGUGGAGUUCAGGUCAGAAACAGAGCAUGCACACCUCCUCUCUACGGAGGACAGGACUGUUCCCAGCUCCCGGGACCAUCUAAUCUGUCCAUGGAGAUCAAACCAUGUCUGAAUGAUGGAUGUGACAACACCAGCUGUCCCAGAGGCUUGGUUAGACACAGCUGUGCUCCCUGCCCGUUGUCCUGUGCCCACAUCAGCAGUGAGUCCACCUGUGAUCCCAGCGCACCCUGCUUCUCAGGAUGCUGGUGUCCAGAGGGGCAGGUGAUGAGCCACACAGGGCAGUGUGUGUCACCAGAGGAGUGUGUGUGUGAGGCGGCGGGUGUGCGCUACUGGCCGGGCCAGCAGAUCAAAAUGGACUGUGAGGUUUGUGUGUGCGAGAGAGGAAGGCCACAGAGGUGUCAGCCCAACCCUGACUGCUCAAUCCACUGUGGAUGGUCAUCAUGGUCUGAGUGGGGAGAGUGUUUGGGGCCGUGUGGUGUGCAGAGCGUUCAGUGGUCCUUCCGCAGCCCAAACAACCCCCCCAAACAUGCAGAUGGUAGAACAUGCAGAGGAAUUUACAGGAAAGCUCGCCGGUGUCAGACAGCCCCCUGUGAGGAGUGUGAGUAUCACGGUCAGUCCCACACAGUGGGCGACAGAUGGUGGUCAGACCAGUGUCAGCUAUGCCGCUGUCUUCCCAACCUCACAGUGCAGUGCUCCCCCUACUGUCCAUACGCCGCCACUGGCUGCCCUCAGGGCCAAAGUCUGGUGCCUGGAGAGGGAGACAGGUGUUGUUACUGCCAAGGUGAAAAUGGCACAAUACUUAUAACAAUUGGCCCUGUCACUGUGACCUCCAAGCCAGCACAGGUCACUACACCCCUGAUUCCCACAUACCCUCUUCCUCCUGGAGAGGAAUGUUGGUCUCCCCUGGGUGUCCAGUCUCUUCCUGCCUCAAGUUUCAGUGCAUCUUCACAGCAGGCCGGUCACCCCCCUGAUGCAGCUCGUCUGCAUGCUCCGGAACCAGAGGAGUAUAAGGACCUACCACAGCGGAGGCCUGACAGCUACACCCGCAACACACAGAGUCCCUAUAUACAGAUAGACCUGCUAAAGCCAUACAACAUCACUGGUGUGUUGACCCAGGGUGGAGGUGUGUUUGGCACAUUUGUGUCCAGCUUCUUCCUCCAGUUCAGCCAGGAUGGAAAACAGUGGUACACUUACAAGGAGCUGGUCACCGAUGCCCCACCCAGAGCCAAGGUUUUUCUUGGUAAUCAUGAUGAUCGAGGAGUGACAGAGAGCAGACUGGACAGGAUCGUGUCGGCUCAGUUUGUCCGCCUCUUGCCCCAUGACUUCCAGAAUGGCAUCUAUCUUCGCCUUGAGAUCAUGGGCUGUGGCGAUGCAGGUGGCUGCAGAGAGAAAGAGUUCCAAUGUGAGAACGGUCGCUGCGUGCCAGCAGGUCCUCUGGGCGUGGUCUGCGAUGGCGUUAAUGAUUGUGGGGACAGUUCAGAUGAGACCCACUGUGGUACGCAACCUUCCACUACAGCCACCAGUCCACGUAGCUGCCCUGCUGGUCAGUUCUCCUGCCCCCCACCAGGGGGCUGCAUUGAGGCAUGGAAGCGUUGUGAUGGAAAUCCUCACUGUCCCAGAGGAGAGGAUGAAAGUGGAUGCCACCCUCAUGACAACAUUACCGCCCAGCCGUACACACCCACGCCUGCCCCGCUGAGGACUCCAUCUAUGGCUGCAGUCUCACAUCCUGCUGACGGUGGCCCGGGAUAUCACGGUAUCUGCUCCUCUCCUCUUGGACUGGAGGAUGGGAGAAUUCAUUACGGUCAGCUCACCUCGUCCUCCCAUCGUGAGAACAACCCUGCCGAUGCCGGGCGGCUGAAUAUAGUCCCAAACAUCCAGGUGAUGGAGCCCGGUUGGAGCCCGUUACCUACAGACCCUCAGCCGUAUUUUCAGGUGGAUUUCUUGGAGCCCAUGUGGGUGUCAGGCGUGGUGACACAGGGCACUGAGCGAAUGUGGGGUUACCUCACCAAAUACCGCCUGGCAUUUGCCCUGCACAGCAGCCUUUUCACAGACUUUACUGAGAAUGGGAAGCCUGAUGGCCCCGCUAAGGUGUUUGAGGUACGGAUGGUGGGCAGGACCCCUGUGACCCGCUGGCUCGGUCGGCUGGUCAGAGCUCGCUACGUGCGCAUCAUGACUACAGAGUACAGGCACACGUUUUACCUGCGCGUGGAGAUCCUCGGCUGCCGAGGAGAUGAGCUGGUGACCCCCAGCAGUGUGACAACAUCUCCCUCUGGUGGUGGGAAAGUGACUGUGCAGCGCUGUGAGCCUGGUCAGUUUUUCUGCCAGCACAGUGACGAGUGCAUCUCUGUGUCUCUGCUUUGUGAUGGUCGACCAGACUGCAAGGAUGAUUCUGAUGAGAUCGGCUGUGGUACAGCUCCAACAAGAGGCUUUCCAGGUCUGCAAAACCAGACCAGCUCUGCAGGGAGACCCGGUAUCCAUGGUGACCACACAACAGGUGCCCCAGGCCUGUAUACCACCAGGUCUCAGGGUGGACUCCCUGGAGUGCCCACAUCAGGAGUCACUACAGGUCAUCCUGGACUGCAUCUCAGCACGCGACUCGACUCGGGUACGCCCGGUCUUCGAUCCACUAAAGGUUGGAGCCCAGCCCCCGUGAUCACCACCAGCCCCCGUGAUACCGGCUUACCCAGAGUGAUUUGCGUGCAGGGCCAGUUUGCGUGCGGAUCGUUUGGUUGUGUCGACUCAGCACAAGUGUGCGAUGGGAUACGGGACUGUUUGGAUGGGUCAGACGAGCAGCACUGCACCACAGCCAGGCCGGCAGUGACUCCGCAGCGGCCCACGGUGCCCAGCCCGUGCUCUCCCAAGCAGUUCUCCUGUGACAGUGGGGAGUGUGUUCACCUGGACCGCAGGUGUGACCUGCAGAAGGACUGCGUAGAUGGAUCUGAUGAAAAAGACUGUGUGGACUGUAUCAUGUCCCCGUGGACAGCGUGGAGCGCCUGCAGUGUAUCAUGUGGUCUUGGCUCCUUGUUCCGGCAGAGGGACAUAUUAAGGGAAGCUCUGCCGGGAGGAGCUUGUAGCGGAGAUCAGUUUGACAGUCGAGCCUGCUUUCCUCAAGCGUGUCCAGUUAAUGGUCACUGGUCAGAGUGGACAGAGUGGUCGGAAUGUGACGCCCGCUGUGGAGGAGGAGUCAGGCAGAGGAACCGGACCUGCUCAGCUCCGCCCCCUAAGAACGGUGGACGGGACUGUGAGGGGAUGACCAGGCAGAGCCAGAGCUGCAACAUCCAGCCCUGCACCAAAGACACGGACACACAGACAGGUUGUGUCCGUGGCAUGGUGUUGGUAACAGAGGAAGACUGUCAGGCCGGGAGAGUCGAUCCUUGUCCUCCUACUUGCUCACAUCUCAGCUUGGACAGCAACUGCACUGCUGAGUGUAUUUCGGGCUGUCGUUGUCCCUACGGGCUGUACCUUCAAGAGGGACGAUGUGUGAAUUCAAGCCAGUGUGUCUGUCACUGGGAUGGCCAAACACUGCAGCCGGGACAGGUGGUCACCAGGGACCAGUGUACCACGUGUAAGUGCAAAGAUGGGCAAGUGACAUGUGACAGAGCUGCCUGUGUUGUAACCUGUCACUGGUCAGCCUGGUCGUCAUGGUCACCAUGUGAUGUAACCUGUGGUCUGGGGCUACAACAACGUUACAGGUCUCCAGUGAUUCCAGCAGGAGCAGUCAGAGUUCAGCCCUGUCCAGGAGACUCCUCUGAGGCUCAGCGUUGCUCCAGCACAUGUUUCCCUGUGCUACCAGGUGGGACAUGGAGUAAGUGGACCAGCUGGUCAGAGUGCAGUAAAACAUGUUUCAACCACGUAGAUGAUGUGGGGAUGAGGCGGCGAUUCCGCAGCUGCACGCCGUUUAACCACACGCAGUCCGCCUGCGAUGGAGACAGUGAGGAGCAGGAGCCGUGCAACACUGAGCACUGUCCGGUGCCCGGUGGCUGGUCAGCCUGGUCGGCCUGGUCUCAGUGUUCGUCCAGGUGUGACUCUGGUGUCCAGACAAGAGAGAGGUUGUGUAAUUCCCCAACACCACAGCAUGGAGGUAAAAGCUGUUUUGGGCCUCACAUACAGACGCGCGACUGCAACUCUCACCCCUGCUCAGGUGUGUGUCCAGAGGGCAUGACGUAUAUGACAGUACGAGAGUGCGAGGCUCAGGGUGGCGCGUGCCCACGGGUGUGCUUGGACAUGACCUCCACAGAGGUACAGUGUGCCACCACCUGUUACGACGGCUGCUACUGCGCCCCAGGCUUCUACCUGCUCAACAGCAGCUGCGUGCCCCUGGCACAGUGCCCGUGUUACCACCAGGGGGAGAUGUACCCAGCUGGCGCCACCCUGCCUGUUGAUGCCUGUAAUAACUGUACAUGCACCGAUGGAGAAAUGGAGUGUGGGACAGCUCCCUGCCCCGUGGACUGUGGCUGGAGCAGCUGGACACAGUGGAGCGCCUGCAGCCGCACGUGUGACGUUGGUGUGAGGAGGAGGUAUCGUUCAGGAACCAAUCCUCCUCCUGCGUUCGGUGGUCGUCCCUGCAAAGGAGACAGGGUUGGGAUUGAUACCUGCAGCAUUGAGCCCUGCUUUGGUUUGAAGGAGCCAUGGAGUCCAUGGUCAGAGUGUUCAGUGACGUGUGGAGGAGGGUACAGGACCCGAACCCGCGGACCCAUACGGAUUCACGGCACCACGCAGCAGUUCAGCACCUGCAACCUGCAGCCUUGUGGUAACACAAGAACAAAGUGUCCUCCGGGCCAGGAGUGGAUGCAGUGUCUGAUGGGAGCAGUGUCGUGCAUGGACCUCACAUUGGAUCUCAGCAAGAACUGUACUCCAGGAUGCCGGUGUCCACAAGGGACUCUCCAGCAGGACGGUGUGUGUGUGAGCGAGUCUGACUGUCGCUGUGAUGUAGGCGGAGAGCAGUACAAACCGGGAGACAUUGUGCCCUUAGACUGCAAUAACUGUACCUGUGAAGGAGGAAGGCUGGUGACUUGCUCUCGUUUUAACUGCAAUGUUGAUGGCCAGUGGUCAGCAUGGACUCCCUGGGGUCAUUGUUCAGCGUCAUGUGGAGCAGGCCUCCAGUCUCGAUACCGGUUCUGCUCCAGCCCCCGGCCCUCUGGCAGUGGCCUGCCUUGUAUGGGCCCUCACCAUGAGGACCAAGUCUGCAUCAUCGCCCCAUGUGAUCGUGAUGGUGGCUGGGGUCAGUGGAGUCAUUGGACAGAGUGUACCAAGUCUUGUGGUGGUGGGGUCCGAAGCAGAAGGAGAAAUUGUGACAGUCCCACUCCAGAGGCGGAGGGGAAUUACUGUGAGGGGCUGGGAAGUGAAGUCACAUCCUGUAACACCGACCACUGCCCAGUGGCACCAUGUUCCCAGGUCGCAGGAACAGUGUUCAGCAGCUGUGGACCAUCCUGCCCUCGCUCCUGUGAUGACCUUACUCACUGUGAGUGGCACUGUGAGCCAGGAUGCUACUGUACAGAGGGAAAAGUCCUGUCUGCUAAUGGGACCGUCUGUUUAGAGAAGGAAGAUUGUCCCUGCCUGGACCUUAACACCGGACAACGACUGGAACCUGGAGACACCAUUGAAGCCAUUGAUGGAUGCAACAACUGCACCUGUGAAGGUGGGAAAUUCAACUGUACUCGAAACCCUUGUCCAGUGUCAGGAGGCUGGUGUGAGUGGUCAGAGUGGACUCCCUGCUCCAGGACCUGUGGAGCAGAGUCAGUGUCCCGAUACAGAAGCUGCAGCUGUCCUGAGCCAGAGGCCGGAGGAGAGCCGUGCUCUGGUGAGCAGGAACUACACAGUGGGAUUGGAGUCCAGAUCCAGAGGCAGCCCUGCCCUGUCAUUACUUUCUGUCCAGUUCAUGGCUCGUGGAGUCCCUGGUCCACGUGGUCAGAGUGCGAUGGAUGCACGGGGUCGUCGACUCGGACCAGAGCGUGUAACAGUCCUCCUGCUAGAUUCGGUGGUCUGCCAUGUCUGGGAGAGGGGAGGCAGAGCCGCCCUUGCAGUGAAAAUCUCACCGUCUGCUCAGACUGUGGUGGAGGCCAGGAGGAAUGGCCUUGUGGGAAGCCCUGUCCUCGCUCCUGUUCGGAUCUCCAUGGUGACACAGAGUGCUUGGACUCCCUUGAGUGUAACGCGACCUGUGGUUGUCCUGGUGACAUGGUGCUGCAGGACGGCGUGUGUGUGGUCAGACAGGAGUGUCGCUGCAAAUACCACAACAGCUCUGCAAAUGGUUUGAUCCUAAUUUUGCUAACUUGUAAAUAUCUAGUGGAGGUUCUGGAUUCAAGCAACGCAUUGUGGCUGUGGCCCAGUGGAUCUGAUUGGCUGUUUGCAAAUCCAGGAGAGAAAAUUAUCAGUGACUGCAAAAACUGUUCAUGUGAGGCUGGAGUUCUGCAGUGUCAGUCUGUCCCCGGCUGCCAUGUCGAUGGUGAGUCAGUGGGCCCGUGGUUGCCGUGGUCUCAGUGGUCUGCGUGCUCGGUCAGCUGCGGUGGAGGGCAGCAGUACCGCUCUCGUGUCUGCAGCUCUCCAGCGUGCAGCGGCCUCAGUCAUCAGAGCAAGAUCUGCAACACCCACGUCUGCCUCGAGGUGGGCUGCCCUCCUGGCAGGCUGUACAGGGAGUGUGAACGAGGAGAAGGUUGUCCUUUCAGCUGCGCUCAGGUCAGCGGCAGGGAGGGAUGCUACGCUGACGGCUGUGAGGAAGGCUGCCACUGUCCCGUGCACACCUACCAACACCGUGGACUCUGCUUAUCGGAGUGUCCAUGUCUGGUGGAUAAAGAGCUGCUGGCCUCUCUGCAGAGCGUCUCUGUGACACCAGUCGCAUCCCUGCUUUUUCAUAACAUCUCAGAGGAUAUGGAGCUCCAGUCUGGAGAUACGUUUGUCCAUGACUGCAGCACCUGCAAGUGUGUGCAUGGCAGGUGGAACUGUUCUCUGGAGCACUGCCCUGUACAUGGCGGUUUGUCUUCCUGGGGCCCCUGGAGCCCUUGCUCACUAUCCUGUGGUGGUUUGGGACUCAAAACUCGCUCUCGAGGUUGCACACAGCCUGCACCGGCCCAUGGAGGGAGAGACUGCCAGGGGCCACGGAGGGAAACAACCUACUGCCAGGCCCCUGACUGUCCAGAUGAGGACUCCGGGUUCUCUCCUUGGUCAUCGUGGAGUCCUUGCACAAAGACCUGCACCGACGCUCUCAGCCCGGCUCUGAAGUCCCGCCAUCGACAGUGUGUGACACCACCCUGUUCUGGAAGCUCUCACCAAGAGAAAGCAUGCAACUUGCCCCAGUGUCCAGGCGAGGUAUGUGUAGAGGCCGAGUGUGCGCGAAGGAACUGUUCGUGGACCAAGUGGGCAGAGUGGAGCGCUUGCUCACGGUCCUGCGGCGUGGGUCAGCAGCAGAGGGUCCGAACGUUCCUGAGCCCUGGAACAAACGGCUCGUGGUGUGAAGACAUCCUCGGAGGAAACGUGGAGCAUCGCUUCUGUAACAUCAAACCCUGCAGAGUUGAUGGAGGCUGGUCCCGGUGGAGUCCGUGGUCGCGCUGUGAUAAGCGUUGCGGCGGCGGACGCUCGAUACGCACUCGCUCCUGCUCUAGUCCUCCACCCAAAAAUGGUGGAAAGAAGUGUGCAGGAGAGAAGAACCAAGUGAAACCUUGCAACACCAAACCGUGCGAUGAUAGAGGGUGCCCACCAGGCCAAGAGUUUGUGAUGUGUGCCAACCAGUGUCCACAGCGCUGCUCAGACCUCCAGCAGGGCAUAGAGUGCCAGACCAACAGUGAAUGUCAGCCUGGCUGCCGCUGCCCUCAAGGUCAGUUGCAGCAGGACGGGGUGUGUGUGCAGCUGUGGCAGUGCGACUGUGUGGACUCAAUGGGGCAGAUUUGGGUGGCCGGCAGCACGCAUCAGGUGGACUGCAACAACUGCACCUGCUCUGAUGGACAGCUCCUCUGCACCAAUCACAGCUGCCAGGCUACCUGUGUUUGGAGCUCCUGGUCCAGCUGGGCUCCCUGCAGUGUUUCCUGUGGACAGGGCCAGAGAACCAGAUACAGGUCUCUGACCCCAGACACUGAGGGAACACAUUGCCACUUUGAGGAGGUCCAGCACAGACCCUGCAGUCCAGGAACCUGCCCGCCUCUCUGUCUCCUUGACAACCAGACGCUCAGUGUGGGUGACACCUGGCUCCAAGGAGAAUGUAAACAAUGCACGUGCACUCCAGAGGGAGUUUUCUGCCAAGACAUUGACUGCAGAGUGGAUGGUGCUUGGACCCCCUGGUCGGUGUGGUCUGACUGCUCAGUGACUUGUGGUCGGGGCACACAUGUUCGAACCCGCGCCUGCAUCAACCCCCCACCACGAAACAAUGGGUCUCACUGCAGUGGGCCAGAGAGAGAAACACAGGACUGUCAGACCCCUCCGUGCCUGGAUGACCUUUGCCCUUGGUCUCCUUGGUCACCGUGCUCCCAGACGUGCGGGGCGGGGUCUGUAUCACGACACAGGGCUUGUGUGUGCGAGCAGGGAGGAGAUGCGGCGUGUCCCCCUGAGAUCGAGGCUGAAAGGAACAGUGUGGAGACGCAGCUGUGCUACAAACAGCCCUGUCCAGGCUGUCCCAUGUCAGCGUGGAGUGUUUGGUCUCAGUGUUCCUGUGCGUCCCAGAGGCAGCAGCGUUACCGUGUAGCUCUCUCUUCACCCACCAGGGGCCAACAGUGCACUCCUGUGGAAACACAGAGCCGGGCAUGCAGUCUCAGCCACUGUGAUGUCUGCGAAGCCCCGUUUGUGUACUCGGCGUGUGGCGCUCCCUGUGAGAAGCAGUGUGAACUGCAUGGCCGUGAAGAUCUGUAUGUGUGUUUUUCCUUCCAGGGCCUGCUGCAGUAUAAUGGGAGCUGUGUUCCUCCAGAGGAAUGUGGCUGCAUCCACUUGCAGCACCAAGCUUCAGGAGAUCCACCCACACCUGUCACGGUCCCACAGGGGGCCACGGUCACCAUAGGCUGCAGUACCUGUCUUUGUCAUGAUGGGAGUUUGCAGUGCGACAUGAGAGAGUGUGAAGUCGUCCUCAGCGAGUGGUCGGGCUGGACUCGCUGUUCUCCCUGCGUGCUGCAGCACAACAGCUCGCAGACAGUCUCGAUCCAGAGGCGCUUUCGAGCCUGUUUGGACCUGGAUUCUGGUCUUCCAGUCACUAAAGAGGAGGAGAGCCAGUGUCCAGGACUGCUGGUAGAGGAGAGGUCAUGUCCAGAUGCUAACAUCUGCAGAGAUGUGUGUCAGUGGAGUGCGUGGAGUGCUUGGACAGCGUGUGCUGAGCCGUGCAGCGGUGGAGUCAGGCAGCGCUACAGACAGCCCCUGGCCUCUCCUGCAGGACCCCAGUGUAGGAGCCAAGAGACCCAGACCCAAGGAUGCAACACGGCACUCUGCCCAGGUGAGCGCUGUGAGGACAGGGAUCGAGCCUACCAGGACAGCUGUGCCAACAAGUGUCCUCGCAGCUGCACUGACCUAUGGGAGCAUGUGCAGUGUCUCCAAGGAGCCUGUCACCCGGGUUGUCGGUGUCCAGAAGGACAGCUGUUGCAAGAUGGCCGCUGUGUGCCAGUGACAGAAUGUCGUUGUGGUAUCCCAUCAGGCAACGGGACACUGGAGUUCAACCCUGAAGAGGAGUUUACUGUGGACUGUAAUACCUGUGUGUGUGAGAAUGGCACUGUGGUGUGCUCCAAGCUUCCCUGUCCAGUUUAUGAGCCCUGGAGUCCAUGGAGCGCCUGCUCAGCUUCAUGUGAGCGAGGCCAGAGAACCAGGACACGCCACUGCCAGGACACAGAGGGUGGCCCGCCCUGUGCCGAAAUCACACAAACAGAAAUCUGUGAUCUGCCCCCGUGUCCCGGCACGCAGGUGUUCAGUGAUUGUUCAGCUUCCUGUCCGUAUACCUGCGAGGACUUGUGGCCACACACUCAGUGUUUACCUGGACCCUGCACGCCGGGGUGCACAUGCCCUCCUGGACAGGUGUUGCACAGGGGCUCCUGUGUGACUCACGCUGACUGUCCCUGUUCACCGCUCUCUUUGCCGGCUGAUUUUCAAAGCAGGAAUGUCAGCUCCGAGUACCUCACGGAAGCUCUGAUGCCACCGGGAACGGCCAUUCAGCACCUCUGCAAUACAUGCGUGUGCCAAGGUGGAAUGUUCAACUGCACCUCAGAGCCCUGUGAGGCGUGUCCUGAUGGGGAGCAGUGGAGGAGGACGACAUCAGAGGAGAUCCUGCUGUGUGAGAGGAGCUGCCAGGACAUUUAUUCCUCCUCUCCUGUCAACUGCAGCCACUCUGCUGAAGGCUGCGUGUGUCAGGAGGGGCUUUACCGAAACCCAGAGGGCACGUGCGUCAUCCCUGCCCUCUGCCCUUGCCAUGACCGGGGCGUCCUGUGGGAGGCUGGAUCAGAGUGGGAGGAGGACUGUCUGUCAUGCAGCUGUGUGAACGGGAGGAAACUGUGCCGGCUGAGGUGCCCUCCACUUUACUGCGAUGAGGGGGAGGUGAAGGUGGAAGAACCAGGCAGCUGCUGCCCAGUGUGUAGAAAGCAGUUUCCAGGUGAGCCUGUGCAAGAGUGUCAUCGCUAUGUGCAGGUCCGCAACAUCACCAAGGGAGACUGUCGACUUGACAAUGUGGAGGUCAGCUUCUGCAGGGGACGCUGCCUGUCCAGGACUGAUGUCAUCCUGGAGGAGCCAUAUCUCCAGUCAGUGUGUGAGUGCUGCAGUUACCGUCUGGACCCGAACACCCCGGUGCGCUUCCUCAGCCUGCAGUGUGAGAGUGGCGAGAGCGAGCCGGUUGUCCUGCCGGUCAUACACAGCUGCGAGUGCACUGGCUGCCAAGGAGGUGAUCUGUCCCGACGCUGAGCGAGUCUGUUAAACGUGUCUGCGAAUGCACUGCAGAGAGAUCAGUAUGAAGUCCAAAGCACGAAAGAGCACCUCGCUAAAAGCCGGCUGGGUGAUAGAUGGAGGAUUUUGGGUGGACGGAUGGAUGAGUGGAAAAAGUCCCUGUUGAUAAACACAGUGCUCUGUAGUGCUUAGUCAUCAAAUGACUGAAUCCUACUGCUGAUCGUAUAUUUCUUAAAUAUUCUGCAGCCUGUACAUUCUGCUGUGUAUUUAUAGAUUAAAGAUCCUAUGAUACAAGUUCUAAUGCAUUAAAAGAUGUUUCAUAUGUAUGUUUGUGUAUGUAUAUGUAACAGCUGUCUUCUUUAAGUCUGACUGAACUUAACAGCUACUAGUCUGGUAUAUAUUUCCAUGUUUACAGUGCAGUUCUGAUGGACUGGUCAAUAAAUGUUUUCUGUACAUGGACAGCACCUGUCUGUCCUUUUCUGUUUUCAGCAGGGUUACAGCAGCACAUACUUCUUGUUGCUUUGUGGGAAGUGGAAACACCACAUUAAUUUGCUGGACCACUAAAUAAA